This is a messenger RNA of Prosopis cineraria, 1718 nucleotides long. RefSeq lists its product as uncharacterized. The transcript has a single exon. NCBI's taxonomy places the organism in Eukaryota, Viridiplantae, Streptophyta, Magnoliopsida, Fabales, Fabaceae. The record is from RefSeq and is a predicted model, not a curated record. Bases 523 to 1509 code for a protein of 328 amino acids.
CCUUAUCUGCAGAACAAAUUUAAACCUCCCGUAUUCAUCAAUACAACCAACCACCCACCCAACCCCAUGGAAGCCGUUCGGGUGAUCUCCACAACUACAAUCCGACCACAAAGCCACCUUAUUCAUGGUGAUUCACCUCAACAAAUCGAUCUCAGUCCCUGGGAUCUUCAUUUUCUACUUGUCGAGUAUGCUUAAAAGGGGCUUCUUUUCCACAAGCCUGCAAUAUCAUCGUCUUCAACACACACAGACACGGUGAUCCAUCAUCUUAAGGACUCGCUUUCUUCCACCCUCGACUUCUUCCGGCCACUUGCCGGCCGUCUUGAGGUCGUCGCCCAUGACGACAAUGAUGAUGCCUUUUCUGUCUUCAUCACUUGCAACGAUGCCGGAGCAAGCUUUGUUCAUGCCACGGCGGAGAACACUACAAUCGCCGACAUCGUUGAACCCUCCUAUGUUCCUCCAUUUGUCCAAUCCUUCUUCCCGCUUAGCAAAUCUAAGAACUUCGAAGCAACUCGGAUUCCACUAAUGGCGGUUCAAGUCACAGAGCUCGUGGACGGCAUCUUCUUUGCUUGCUCCAUGAACCAUUGUCUUCCUGAGGUGAAGUCAUUUUGGAAUUUAUUGAAUAUAUGGGCUCAGAUCACUCGAAAUGGUUCAAAUCACAUAGCUUCAGACUCAAAGCUCGCUUCAUUUGAAAGAUGGUUUCCUCAUAAUAAUAUUGAGCGGCCCAUUCGAAUCCCAUUCAGAAAAAUAAUGGAGAAUUAUCGCAGGGAGUCAAUUAACUCGCUUCAACCACCUCCAUUUCCAAGGAGGAUAUUCCACUUUGAAGCGGAAAAAAUUGCAGAACUCAAAGCGAAAGUUAAUUCAGAGGAAGAAGAUGGUGUCAUCAGCAACAAAAUCUCCUCCUUGCAAGCUAUCCUAGCACAGGUUUGGAGGUCAGUGAUCAAAAACCAGAAUCUUGAUCCAGAAGAAGAAGUUACUUACAGAUUUCUUGUAGCUGCUAGAUCUAGAAUUUCUCACCCACCAAUACCAGACAAUUAUUUUGGAAUCACAGUGCGUUUUGCUACAGUGACGAUGAAAGUAAGGGAUUUGGUGGGAGAUGGAGGACGUGGGAGGUUUGCUUUGGAGAUGAACAACAUGGUCACUUCAUACACAGAAGAAAGGAUUAAGAGGGACUUUGAAGCUGGGGUACAAAUUCCAACGAUGCGUUCACUACGUAGCAGAAUCGGGAAGAUCAUGGGAACCAGCAGCUCUCCUAGAGUCAACUUUUAUGCCAUUGACUUUGGCUGGGGACGGCCAGUGGCGGUUCGCGGCGGCCCGGCCAAUGCAAAGUCGUGGAAGCUAAUGGUCGAUGCAGGAAUAGAAGAAGGUAGCUUGGGCAUUGAGCUUUCUGCCUCCUGUGAAUUACUGGAAGCUUUGGGAAAAGAACCUGAGUUCAAGCAUGCAGUGGCACCGCCAUCACUGCGGUGGCUGCCGGCGGAGUUAUCAAAUAAAGUAGCCCGGACUCGACUCUGACAUUAGCAUAAAGUAAAGGAGCCAGCGCGGACUCGACAUCAGUCAGGAAAUGUGAUAAUCCUUGCUACCCAAAUUAGAAGAUAAUUUUAAAAGAAUUUCAUUAUCUUAAAAUAUAAGAUUACUUGUGAGAAAUAAGUUUUUAUUGAUUAUAUUUUUUUAAUAUUAUUUUUUAAGUAGGGUGAGAAUUAAAAUAAUAUUAUAGUAUAAUG